GAUGGAAACUUUAGGCUGCACCACGUGACCAGUGCCGGGUUUAUAUACCCAUAUACUGAUAACAGGCACAUCUUUCCUCUUUUCUACCCCAAUCAGACAGCCACCAUGUCGAUCUCAACAUCUGAUCUUACAAGCCUGAGUUCGUCUGCUUCGGGUUUUGUCGAACAGGAGGUCCUUGAGAAGCUACAUAGGUACCGUCCUAAAGAUCCCAAGGAUGAUACGGUGAAAGUCCUCCAUGCUUUUCUCGAGCAUCUUGGAAAGGACGGUAGAGAAAAUCUACUUGAAGAUUUGCACUCACUCCAGACAGAUGAAGAAAUAAACCAACACGCGACUACUCUUGUCGAGGGGCUGUUAUUUCCGUUGAGAGCCCACUCGAAAACUCCAUCCAUCACCAUUUCCGCCCGGUUUGGAGUCGAGGACUCCAUCGAGAACAUCGCUGCCGCACUGGACGAGCCGGCAGCCAGAAAAGAUCAAACCUGGCUCAAAACGGCCUGUCUGAGGCGUGACGACUACAAAUGUUGCCUAAGUGGUGCUAGGGAUCCUGCGCACAAACGCAAUUCCACUGAAAUCAUCGAUAGGACAAAUUGCGCCCACAUCAUUCCCUUUUGCAUUGGAAAUUGGACCAACGAGACAGAGCAAAAUGCGGUCGCGAAAAUCUGGGUCAGUCUAAAUCGAUGUUUUCCAUCCCUGAGGAGCAGAAUAGGCUUGACACAAAGCUCGAUUAACGAACCUCGAAAUGCCAUCACUAUGACUCAUGGGCUUCAUGUGUAUUUCGGUACAUUCGACUUUGCGCUCGAGGCUCUCAGAGAACCCAAUUCGUACCGGAUCAAAGUUUUUGAUCCCCAACACGCAUUUGUGAGAACCCUGCCGUCGUCUGGUAUUGUCACAUUUGAGCAGCACGAUGCCAGAUAUCAACUUCCUAGCCCAGAACUUCUAUUUGUACAUGCCACGAUAGCAAAGAUCCUGCAUGCUACUGGAAAAGCGCAGGAAGCGGACAACAUCUCCAGGGACAAAGACAGCACUGGCGUCAUGGCCAGAGAUGGCAGCACUGAUAUCACUCGACUACUGUCAACGACUUCCAUUGGGUUCGCUUACUCCCAAAUCAAAGAUCCUCACCCUAGCAAUGUUCACGCUCGUCCGGCUACUAUGACAGACGAUGGAACACAGAAGGGUCGAAAGCAGCGAUCAAUCAACAAAAAGAAAGAGAAUGUUUCCUGAAAACUUUGAUUUUUAUUCAGAAAACAUGGAAGAUAGUUCAUAUGCCAUAGCCAC
Molecule: messenger RNA, 1272 nt
Organism: Aspergillus heteromorphus CBS 117.55
Lineage: Eukaryota; Fungi; Ascomycota; Eurotiomycetes; Eurotiales; Aspergillaceae
Product: HNH endonuclease signature motif containing protein
Exons: 1
Coding region: 106-1218 (370 amino acids)
Source: RefSeq, a predicted model, not a curated record